Molecule: messenger RNA, 1251 nt
Organism: Paramacrobiotus metropolitanus
Lineage: Eukaryota; Metazoa; Tardigrada; Eutardigrada; Parachela; Macrobiotidae
Product: CD63 antigen-like
Exons: 6
Coding region: 246-1025 (259 amino acids)
Cellular component (GO): membrane
Source: RefSeq, a predicted model, not a curated record
GUAGUUGUACUGUACAUUGUUUCCUCUAUGAAUUAACACUCCGAUAGAACUGUUCGGAAACUCCCACAUUUUCGCUCGCUAUUUAGUACUCUUGCUUGAAGUGGUCAUAGGAAGCGCGCACAUUUUUGAAGCCUUGUCUAAAUUUGCUGAAAUAUAGAUUAUUUGCUGCGGCUGUAUUAGGCACUUCCGUGUGAUCCUGAUUUGAUUUAUUUCUUCAAAGACUUUUAAAGGUCAGCUAUCCGAAAAUGGGAGAAACCAGCCAAAACUGCGUCAAAUGGCUGAUGUUCAUCUUUAAUUUCAUCUUCUGGAUUAUCGGUCUGGGACUUAUAAUUGCCGGAGCCAUCGCCCAGACGAAAUACAAGGAGUAUUUCCAUCUGAUGGAUUCUGAGAAUGUCAGCAUUACCGCACCGGUUCUGUUGAUUAUUGUCGGUGUCAUAAUUUUCCUCAUUUCUUUCCUGGGAUGCUGCGGCGCGGCUCGAGAAAGUUACUGGAUGCUGAUAACGUUCUCCUGCUUGAUGGGUCUGAUUUUUGUGAUGCAAAUCGCUGGUGGUAUCGCUGGGUUUGUGCAAAAAGGAAAAGUUGAGGACUGGAUUAAAAAGGGAAUGAAACACGACAUCGAAGUGUAUUUAAAUAAGACCAAUCCAGAUUCUAACCUUCUUGUUGACACACUCCAGGAAGAGCUCCAUUGUUGCGGUUCAGAGGUGUUCACCGAUUGGGGAGCAUAUAAAGAUCCCACCACAAAGAACCAGGGUCUCCCGCCGAAAUCGUGUUGCAGAGUACCAAAGGAAAGCUGUAACAUCACUGCAGAAACAACUUAUUUGAAUACUACCUGCACGAAUCCUGCCCCCGAAUCGCAGUGCGUCGUCUACACCCAGGGUUGUGCUCCACAAGUGAUCUCUAUUCUGGGAACGGGUCUGGCUGGAGUGGCCGGUGUUGCACUGGGCUUGGCUGUUAUUGAGCUCAUUGGGAUUGUUAUGGCUUGCUAUCUUGGGAAACGAGUCCGCAGCGGUUAUACCUAUGCAUAAGAAACGACCGAGCAAAUGUCACAAUCCCGCUGAAUGCCAUUUCCUGGAUUAUGGAAUUCUGUUUUGUCUUAUGGUAGUAGUACAAGGUUUUGUAUGGAUUAACGUAUAAGACAACUGCGCAUUGUUUUCUUACCAUUUGCGUUUGGUUUUGCAAUCCUAAUUGUAAGUCACAAUAAACAAAAAAUGAAAAAAACGACGCAAUCCAUAUUAAAGGGGUAGUUAAUUG